Messenger RNA from Microplitis demolitor, 2540 nucleotides. RefSeq lists its product as uncharacterized. Bases 50 to 1675 code for a protein of 541 amino acids. The transcript is spliced from 5 exons. NCBI's taxonomy places the organism in Eukaryota, Metazoa, Arthropoda, Insecta, Hymenoptera, Braconidae. The record is from RefSeq and is a predicted model, not a curated record.
UGAGAGUGCCCGUGUGUUAUUCUGACGUACCAUCGCGAGUUGGUCUAUCAUGAAGCUGUCAGUAUUGAUACUGACCCUUGCAACUCUAUCAUCCACAUCGGAAAUAUCGAGUGAUGAUUUUUUGAGACGAGCUGCCUCUCAGUUAGAUCGUCUGUCAGUCUACAAACAGAUAAAACGGGACACGAAGAACCAACUUGAGUCGAUUCCGUACGAGAGCUUGCGUACCACGAAUAAAAAUGACAAGAGAAAGGGAGAUAACUUUGAAAUAAAUUCGGACUCAGGGCAAGCUCAAGAGAUACUUCUUAACGAGGAUGCCAUGAGAAGAAUCGAUGAGCUUGCCACCAAUGCUUACAAGCUUUAUAACGACCCCAAUUACGAGGCAAUCAUGCGAGAGAGGAUAAAGAGAUCAGGUAGUGGAGAUUUUAUAUCUGGAAUUGCUGGUUCCGUAUUAAAUGGAGUUACUGGAUUAUCUGGAGGGUCCAGUAGUGGCAGCAGUGGUGGUGGUCAUGCCUACGACUCUUAUGGCGCACCCGUCCAACCUUACGAGAAGCCUUUCAGUAUCUGGGACUUCAAAAAAGCCAUUAUAAACACCGUAAUCCAAGCGGUAAAAGCAAUAGCAGGUAGCGCUAUUGCGUUUAAAGGUCACCUGAUCAAAGGCGGUGGUUUCGUUGUUCAAACCGCCGGAAGAGUUAUUUCUUCGGGAGGCGAAGCCGCAGCUUCUUUAGGCUCACAGUUGGCCAGUAGUGCGCUCAUCGCUCAAUCAUCACCGGUAGCUCACAGCCCACCCACUGGAUACUCUUAUAACCCACCUCAGCAACAUGAUUAUUCGUAUGACGGACCUCCACCAAGUCACGACUCGUAUAGUUCACCCGAGAGUUAUAACAACGGCCAUUAUGACGCUGCCAACGACGGUCCAGGGAAUGAGGCAGGUUUGCUGUUAAUCAAACCAACAAAAUCAACUCAGCCAUUGCUACAUAAUGAAGAUCCACGAAGUAAUGGCGACAGUUAUCAACCACAGCCUGAACACAUGGAUCCUUCAGGUCCAAUGCCGCUUCAAGAAACUUCAACAAAAACCGCUCAAUUGACGAAACUUAUUGGACUGAUCACCGGAACUAUAGGAUCUCCAGUUUACUCUAAUAAUCAUCACACAAAUAAUAAUGAUAAUUAUCAAGUAGAGCACAAAGAUCAAGAUCAACCUACUGCGCAUACUCACGCACUAAAUCACCCGAUCAGUUACCAAACAGGCCAUGAUCAAAAUCAUCAAAGUUCCAGCCAGCCCCAAGACUAUGGAAGCCCGGGAUAUCAAACAGAGUUAGCGCAUCAGCAAAUCCGGUCACUGAUAAAUCCGUAUCUUGGUGUGCCCAUAAAUCCACCGAUGACUUUCAAAGAUCAAAGUUUUGACUACGCGAUGUCUUCGGACGCCUUGAAAAUUCCAAUUUUAAAUCAAAAUAUUAAUCACAAUGAAAUUGAUGCCUUGAUGGCCGCUGGCCCAACGGGCUAUGCAAGCUCUAAUUUCGAAAUAGUCCCGAGUGUCCAGGUCGCUGAUUGGUCGAGGUCAAUUAUGAUUCCUCGACUCAAAAAGUACCAACGUCGUCAUGUUUAUGAAAAUAGCGCAGAUAGAUUUAGAAAUAAAGCAUACAGUAACAAACGUUCAAAAAUAUAUUACAUGUUUUAAAGUAGGGGUAAGACUUUUUUUUUUAGGUAACAAUAUUUUUACACACCUCGAAAUUUUUUUAAUUUUAAUAAAUUGUCGGGAUUCUAGGCCGAUUUAGUUUGAUAUUUAUGCCAGAAAAGUGAAUCCGUACAUCCGCAGUUUAUAUGUCCGUGUGUACGGAAAUGCGAUUUUAGAAAAAGUAUCAAAUUUUGUGACUUUAUUUUUUUGAAACGGUUUUAGGUCAGUGCAGAAUAUGACCUAGUAGCUUGUAGGUAUUUAAUUUUUGUAAUUAUAAUUAAUUAAUUAAUAUGUUUGUGUCAUUUUAGUUUUUUGAGGUGUGCAUUUUCAUGAAAUUAUUUUAAAUAAUUAGUAGUUUGAAUUUUUUGAGUUUUCGAAGUGUAAAAUUAAAAUUUUUUUUAAAAUUUAUGUAAGCGACAAAAAGAGGGUAAAAUGGACUGAAAAAAAUGAAUUUUAAUUUCGAUGAUUGAAAAAUGGCUAUAACUUUUGAAAUUUUCAAUUUAUCAAUUUAUUGCUAAGAACCUUUUUUGUAGCUGGUUAAAUUUUCUACAAAAUUGUCGAAAAACUUUUUUUUGUAGUACCAAUAUCUUGGGGGCAAUACGUAGUUUUUAUAACAACAAAUUUAAUUUUUCUCAAAUUUCAAAUUUAAAAAAAAAUUUUACCGCCAAAACUAUAAAAGUGAUUUUUUGAAAUUUGAAUUUUCAAAAAUUUCUACUGGCUCCAUUUUUCCCUCUUUUUUAAAAAAUGAAAAUACAUUUAUAUUUAUAAUUAAUUAUGUGAAUUGUCAGAGUAGGAAGAUCGAGAUAAUCUCGGCACUGUAAAUAUAUGUAUAUUUUUAUUUUAAAAUACGGAAUUUAAUUUUAAUUAA